CCCUCCCCGGUCCAUCUCCGGUUCCAUGGCGCAUGUUCGUGACGUUUGGUCCAAGCUGGAUGUGUGGCUUGCAUGAUAUUGGUGGAUCUCUUGAGACAACCGUUGAUCGUUUUCCAACUGUCAAGGAUUAUGGAUCUAAUGAUGAAAUUCCAUCUGAAACAUCUGUCUGUGGAGUUCCAACCAGUUUGGUGUCUAGUGGACCUGCGUGUUGGUGGCAACUCAAAUCCGUCCAAGAGACAAUGGACAGCACCGGACCAGGCGAGCAAUGCCCUGAUUACUAGAUGACGAUGUCGUACUGUGGCCGCAGUUCAUUCAUUCUUGCGUGAUGUGACUACCAUGCGCAUGUUCGCUGUCAUCAUUCCAGCCAUGGUGCGAAUUGGCCUCGGAAAUUGUCGAGGCCGCUGCUCAAUCCAGGCUGGCUCCAAAUUGGUUCGCAGCUUUCUGCUCUUGCAUCAUAUCGACCGCUCCGUCGGUUGGUACUCCUCACAUCCGCCUUCCAUAGACUUCAAGGUUACGAGCUCCCGUAUGUUGCACAAAAACGCGAGGAGGGAGGAUGAUACAAAGAAUUCGAGACGCAAAACACGAAAAAAACCUACCUGCCUGAUGCGAUGAUGACGGCGUCCACGUCCUUCCAUCGUCUUCCCUUCGACCUUGCAACGUUGAAGAAUAUGAAUCCCGGCGAGUGUGAAACGUGUCCGCAUAUGGCACUUGUGCGACUGU
This is a messenger RNA of Dissoconium aciculare CBS 342.82, 720 nucleotides long. RefSeq lists its product as uncharacterized. Lineage: Eukaryota; Fungi; Ascomycota; Dothideomycetes; Mycosphaerellales; Dissoconiaceae. The transcript has a single exon. The coding region runs from base 337 to 612 and encodes 91 amino acids. The record is from RefSeq and is a predicted model, not a curated record.